AUGCAUUUGAGUAAUAAUAUCCUCUUGUUUAUUGUUGUUGUCAUUAUAUAUGAUAGUGAUUACUUUGCAUAUGGUGCUAAGACGAUUAUUCGAAAUUUUGGUAUUGAUAUGAAGUCAAUUUCAUUUGAUAUUUAUGAUCGAAAUGAAAUUGAAUCAACAUGUCAUUUUAAUCAACGUUCAUUAUUAACACUCGCAUUAAUUCUUGGUUCGGAUUAUGAUAGUCAAGGUAUACAAGGUAUUGGUCGUGAGAAUGCACUAAAAUUUCUUCAAUUAGUACCAACAAAUAUUGAUCCUGUUGAUUAUCUACGUACAGUUUUAACACGUAAUAAUCCACAAAACAAAUACGAACAAAAAAUUUUAAAUAUAUUAAAAGAUAAUAAUAAGAAAAAUUUAAAAAAUCUUGACAAAAUUGUUAAAGAAUAUUCAUCAUUAGAAUUAGAUAAUUUACCACUUAUUGUUUCGAUUGCAUCAAUUAAAUGGUUAAAACCAGUACGUGUUAAAGAAUUGCAAUUAUAUAUGAAGAAAAAACUUGGGUGGAUUGAAUCAUAUACAUUUAUUAAAGUUUUUCCAUUAUUAACUCGUUUUCAAAUACUUUAUCGUCUUAAUAUGCUUGAACUUGAUGUUGAUGAUGUUCUUUCUCUAUCUGAUACAACAAUUUUUCAACCUAUUUGUAUAAAAAAACUUCGUCUUCGACAAUCGAAACAAUAUUAUGAAAUUGAAUGGAAACAACAUGAUUUACCAUCAACACAAAGUCUUGAAGAUCAAUUAGCUAAUUUAUCAAUUAUUGUCUUAGAUGAUGAUGAUGAUGAAGAAAAAUUAAUCACAAUUGAACCUGCUAAUCUUUUUUGCCAUGCUUAUCCUGAUAUAGUUAAUAGAUUUGAAACAUCUCUAUCUAAAACAAAAAAAAUCAAAAAAUUAAAUAAUGAUGAUAAAUUAAUACAUAAGACAAAAAAAUCUAAACCAUCAUCAUCAUCAACAACAGUGAAUGCUAUGUCAACAUCAAUGUCACUUGAUUUAUUAAGUAUGUUACAUAAUGAUACUUGUCAAAUGCCAAUAAAAAAACCAAAAUUUAAUCAUCGAUCAACAAUGGCUGCAUUAUCAACUUCAAUUAAUCUUGAUGUUCUUAGUGUAUUACAAAAAUCUACUGGAAAUAUUAAUUUAUUAAAAAAAUCAAAAUCACGACCAAUUAAACAUAAAACAAAAUCAGAUAUGACUAUUCAAAAUCGAAAACCUGUUACACUAUUAAAUACAUCAUUAUCACUUGAUGUAUUAGAUAUUAUUUUACGUGAUAAACAACAAUUGAAUGAUGAUGAUUGUGAAAUAACAGCUAUAUUUGUUAAUAAAUCAAAGAUGGAUGAAAAGAAUGAUUUCGUACAAUUAUCUUCAUCGGAUGAUAAGAUUUUACCUCUUCCACUUUGGGAUCGAAUUCGACAACGAACAGCUGUUUAA
Messenger RNA from Adineta steineri, 1449 nucleotides. NCBI's taxonomy places the organism in Eukaryota, Metazoa, Rotifera, Eurotatoria, Adinetida, Adinetidae. The record is from the annotation of a GenBank genome assembly.